This is a messenger RNA of Oncorhynchus nerka (sockeye salmon), 7090 nucleotides long. RefSeq lists its product as uncharacterized. The record is from RefSeq and is a predicted model, not a curated record. NCBI's taxonomy places the organism in Eukaryota, Metazoa, Chordata, Actinopteri, Salmoniformes, Salmonidae. Gene Ontology annotation, molecular function: lysozyme activity. The coding region runs from base 5522 to 6673 and encodes 383 amino acids. The transcript has 5 exons.
AAAUAGUAAUUUAAAUGUUAUAACUAGCGAACAUGUCAAGAGUGUUUAAGGUGUGUUUUAGUAACGUCUUGAGGAAGUUAGAGUUAAGUUUGAAGAGAGUAAUAUUAGCCCUGCUCGGUUGAAGUGAAGGAUAGCAUCGUACUGAGAGUAGCUGCCAUUUUAUGUCGAUUGUGAAUGAACGUGCGUGUUGUUAAUAAGAUAUUUUGCUGUGUUAUUUGUAUAAUGGGUUUUCUGUUAUGUAAUGUGUUACUUUUGUGAAAUGAUUGAACUAAAUGUUGACUUGAGAAUACAACACCGUAUCACUCUCGUGAUUAUUUCUCCCCUGUUUUCAGGGGCGUAACACAGAGACUUUAAACCAGGUGUAAUGUGUGCUCUCUGUCUGGUCUUGGUCAGUACCCGCGCUGCAGUAUCCUGUAUGUUUUGCAGUUGACCAAUGGCUUUCUUGGGUAGACCAGACAUGAGAGCAUUACAGUAGUCAAGCUUACUUGUGAUAAAAGCAUGGAUUAGUCUCUCUGUAUCAGCCUGAGAGAGGAACGGCCGCACCUUGGCAAUGUUCGUCAGGUGGUAAAAACCUAUUUGGGUUCUAGCCAUCCAAGUAUUUAAAUCACAAAUACAGUCUAAUCAUUUAUCCGUGGAAACCAAUGGCUUUGGAAUCAGUCUCUUUGUCAACAUGAAAAUGAAAAUCGCCCAACACAGUGAUUUUAUCAUAGUUCUCAAGGACAUUAGACAAUAGUUCUGAGAAAUCCGUAAAGAAAGUGGGGCAGUGCUUUGGUGGCCUACACAGGGUUAUAGCCAGCACUGGUGGCUGACAUUAAAACCUCUUAGAUGUAAAGUCCCCUGUUCAGGGGACCUGCAUGGUUCUGGUACCGGUUAUGAGCAACAUUUUGGCUUAUAGAUCGAUCUUUGGACGCCGUAGAUUGAAAUGGCUUGCCUCUCCAUGCUUCUCCUGAGUCUGUGUGACGUAGGAUGGGAUAUCUAAUCAAACUUUAUUUGUCACAAACUUUAUUUGUCACUCCCUAUAGGCUGUCUCAUCGUUGUCGGUGAUCAGGCCUACCACUGUUGUGUUGUCAGCAAACUUAAUGAUGGUGUUGGAGUCAUGUUUGGCCACACAGUCAUGGGUGAACAGGGAGUACAGGAACAGGAGGGGACUAAGCACACACCCCUGAGGGGCCCCAGUGUUGAGGAUCAGCGUGGCAGACGUGUUGUUGCCUACCCUUACCACCUGGGGGCGGCCUGUCUGGAUGUCCAGGAUUCAGUUGCAGAGAGAGGUGUUUAGUCUCAGGGUCCUUAGCUUAGUGAUGAGAUUUGUGGGCACUAUGGUGUUGAACGUUGAGCUGUAGUCAAUGAACAGCAUUCUCACAUAGGUGUUCCUUUUGUCCAGGUGGGAAAGAGCAGUGUGGAGUGCGAUUGAGAUUGCGUCAUCUGUGGAUCUGUUGUGGCGGUAUGCAAAUUGGAGUGGGUCUAGUGUAUCCGGGAGGGUGCUGUUGAUGUGAGCCAUGACCAGCCUUUCAAAGCACUUCAUGGCUACCGACGUGAGUGCCACGAGUUGGUAAUCAUUUAAGCAGGUUACUUUCGUUUCCUUGGGCACAGGGACUAUGGUGGUCUGCUUGAAACAUGUAGGUAUUACAGACUCGGUCAGAGAGAGGUUAAAAUGUCAGUGAAGACACUUGCCAGUUGGUCCGCUCAUGCUUUGAGUACACGUCCUGGUAAUCCGUCUGACCCCGCGGCUUUGUGAAUGUUGACCUGUUUAAAGGUCUUGCUCUAAUCGGCUACCGAGAGCAUUAUCACAGAGUCAUUCAGAACAGCUGUUGCUCUCAUGCAUGCUUCAGUGUUGCUUGCCUCGAAGCGAGCAUAAAAGGCGUUUAGCUCGUCUGGUAGGCUCGUGAGACGUUCACAGCGAUGGGGGCAGAUGUUUUGAUCAAGUGAGCUUUAAAAAAUAUCCAAAUUUUCUCUAACACUAAACACACAAAUAUGUAUUUUGCACUUUUAAGGAAGGUGGAAUUUUAUAAUUCAUUAUUUUAUCAUUUGAUUAUACUAUAUUUAGAAAGCAUUUAAGUAAUUUCAUGCCUUAAUCAGGUUUGUUGAAUAGGAAAUACAUAAUAUAAAAUCUUUCAGAUUUUCAUAUUUGUAUCAUAUUUGUACUGUGUAUUUGAGCUUGUUUCCUCAAAGUGACUACACCUCAGCAAUUAAAUUAUUUUUUACCAGAAAAGUUAGAUUUUAACCGUUGUUGGAGUAUGCAGCAUUACUAGUUAUUGUUUAUGGCCCUCAUGAUAAAUAAUUAUGUAGAUUACACUUUUGAACAGUAUAGCAUGAUAAACAAAAGACUCAAAGUCGCCAAAGAAAUGUCCUUACAGCCGAGAACAUUAGUAAAAAUAGAGGCUGUCUCCCCACCCUUUUUCCCUUUUCUGAUAGUGUAUGAAAAGCUGUAGUCCGAGGGGAGGCUUCAAUAAGGGCGGCACUACAAUCUGAAGACAGACAUGUUUCAGUGAGAAACAUGCAAUGAACUUUGCACUCCGUAAUGAGGUCAUUCACGAGAAUGGUUUUCUAGUGACUGCUCUAACGUUUAAAAGUGCCAUAUUCAAUGUGUGGGCCACUCUGCCCCUGGGGCAUCAGUCUUGAGGUAACCAAUGGAAUAACAAAUAAAUGAAUCAUUUUACAACCAUGUUUUCUGAAAGUCUCCAAUCUAUCAGAAUGGUAGGAGAUGACAGUUUUUAUAAACUCAGUAGAAGGCGGAUUUAGAGGAAGAUAAUUUAGUUUACUCACAAAAACCAUAGAGUCAUUUCUACGGGAGUUGAUAUGGUUUCCAAGUCCUCUGUUGCUUACUCUUCCUCUUUGCUUGGAGCACUACCAGACCCUGUCUGUCAGUCUCUAAAACAGUUUACAAUGUUGCCGGAAAUACUCCUGGAACCCCUGUGGUUAGGGUGAAUCCCAUGUCUUUAAAAAGUGCUGGUUGCUCCCACUUCAAAUCAAAGUUGUCACAAAAGGAAACAUUCCUGUCGUUGCAAAGUUUCUUCAGGGUCAGUGCCUCUUUGCUUGACAUCAUGGGGAAAUCAAAAGAAAUCAGCCAAGACCUCAGAAAAAAAAUUGUAGACCUCCACAAGUCUGGUUCAUCCUUGGGAGAAAUUUCCAAAUGCCUGUAUGGCGUUCAUCUGUGCAAACAAUUGUACACAAGUAUAAACACCAUGGGACCACGCAGCCGUUAUACCGCUCAGGAAGGAGACGCGUUCUGUCUCCUAGAGAUGAACGUACUUUGGUGCGAAAAGUGCAAAUCAAUCCCAGAACAACAGCAAAGGACCUUGUGAAGAUGCUGGAGGAAACAGGGACAAAAGUAUCUAUAUCCACAGUUAAACGUGUCCUAUAUCGACAUAACCUGAAAGGCUGCUCAGCAAGGAAGAUGCCACUGCUCCAAAACCGCCAUAAAAAAAAGCCAGACUACGGUUUGCAACUGCACAUGGGGAGAAAGAUCGUACUUUUUGGAGAAAUGUCCUCUGGUCUGAUGAAACAAAAAUAGAACUGUUUGGCCAUAAUGACCAUCAUUAUGUUUGGAGGAAAAAAGGGGAGGCUUGCAAGCCGAAGAAUACCAUCCCAACCGCAGAGCACGGGGGUGGCAGCAUCAUGUUGUGGGGGUGGUGGGGACUGGUGCACUUCACAAAAUAGAUGGCAUCAUGAGGCAGGAAAAUUAUGUGGACAUAUUGAAGCAACAUCUCAAGACAUCAGUCAGGAAGUUAAAGCUUGGUCGCAAAUGGGUCUUCCAAAUGGACAAUGACCCCAAGCAUACUUCCAAAGUUGUGGCAAAAUAGCUUAAGGACAACAAAGUCGAGGUAUUGGAGUGGCCAUCACAAAGCCCUGGCCUCAAUCCUAUAGAAAUAUGUGGGCAGAACUGAAAAGGCGUGUGCGAGCAAGGAGGUCUACAAACCUGACUCAGUUACACCAGCUAUGUCAGGAGGAAUGGGCCAAAAUUCACCCAACUUAUUGUGGGAAGAUUGUGGAAGGCUACCUGAAAUGUUUGACCCAAGUUACUACCAAAUACUAAUUGAGUGUAUGUAAACUUCUGACCCACUGGGAAUGUGAUGAAAGAAAUAAAAGCUGAAAUAAAUAAUUCUCUACUAUUAUUCUGACAUUUCACAUUCUUAAAAUAAAGUGGUGAUCCUAAAUGACCUAAGACAGGGAAUUCUUACUAGGAUUAAAUGUCAGGAAUUGUGAAAGACUGUGUUUAAAUGUAUUUGGCUGACAUGUAUGUAAACGUCUGACUUCAACUGUAUGUGCUUUUACCAAGCGACAGUACCCACAUUUUCUGAACAGCUCGGGACAUUACGCAAACCCAGUGAACCUGAUAGGAAGACAUGAGCCUGGAAUGUCUGAAAAACAGGCAGUAUACACAUAGAUUGUACAACACAUUUGAGACAGUACAACACAUUUGUGACACAAAGGGGAGUUUGUCUGCACAAAAAUGUUUACACAACCGUUGUCUCAAGUGAUUUAUACAUCAUUUGUACAACCUGAGUAUGUAGGGGGACAUAGUGUUCGGUUAUUGAAUACAGAGCCACAUUUCUGAACGCUUUGUUCAGAAAAUGCAAAGAAAAGAAAACAUGAUGGCAUCUUAAGUUCUUGCUUGAUUGGUUAUGGGUUCUAUUCAAGGUAUUGUGAGUUGAAUGGUAGGCAGGAUGGGGCUCAUAUUACACAUUGUUAUAGCUUCAGUCUUGAGUUUUCAUCUCAAAACACCCACAGUAAUUGACAUAAUCUGGUGAUCACAGUGACUAGGCAAAAAUAAAGAAUAAAUGCCAGCUUACCGGUCAACCAUGUAUACAUAGUGUUGUGCACCUUGCAAACAUGUGUUUUCAUUGUGUUUAUUGUGUUCAGUUGGGUAAUACACAGUAAUAUCAUGGGAUCAUGUGUUUGUAGACUGUUUGAUUUUGGGAUAAAGUGAAGUCCAUUUGAACAGGUGUUGGUCUUGGAUGGAUCAACGUGUUAGUAACCUAAACCACAAACACAGAUGAAAGUGAUGAUAAAACGAGGAGUCAAUUAUGACUGCCACUGAGGUCCUUUAGAUAAGAAUCCUGUCAGGUGUAGCCCAUUACUGCUUGGCUGUAACAAAAAACUGCACCGACACCAGCCCUGGCAGGUGACCAGAUUGCCCAAUCCUGGUUUAAAGUGAUGGUUAGAGUUUGUGUCAUCUUCAUACCAUUGUUCUCAUGCUACAUUAUGCCUAACGCAGACUUGCCCGUUAACACCUGAGCUUCACUCCCACUUUUGCAAUGAAGAUCUACAGUGUCUGUGUACAUACUGUACUUUCCAUUACUUUGCUGAAGGGAUGGGUUGUCACCCAGUGGCCCGAGAACAAAAUGUGAAGAAUUGGCACACUGGCUACCCGUCCUGCUUUACCCAUCCUUCCCGUAUAAAAACCCUGAUGUGUUGUCUGUCAGACACAGAGGAAUAGGUACAGCUCGAUCAGCUGUGCUGUUUUACACUGAACACUGUUCAUCGCUUACCUGAACUGAACGACUGAUCACCCAGAGACAACAUGAAGCUGGAGCUGCUGGUGGUGUUGGCUGUAGCAACCCUGGUUCCCAGCCUGUCUGAGGGGCUGCUGCUCUCCAAAUGUGAGCUGAAGAACAAACUGACAGAGGCUGCUGACCAAUUCAACAUGAAUGAGAAAAAUGCAGCAAAGGGUGUCGAACUGGACGACGUCUUGGCCAAAAUUAUCUGCAGUUUGGACCUAAAGUCUAGCUUAAACACCAGCCUUGUGACCAACCUUGUCCUGCGCAAACCUAUCCUGCAUAAACCCAAAAGGCGCCCCAUCAGCAGGAGACCUGUGAGACUGUUCGGGUGCAAACGUCCAGGUAGAGAUGUUGAGUCGAAGGAAGAUGGAGUCAGCUCUGAGGGAGAAGAGGACAAGCCUAGACCUAAUGGGAAGCCUGGGGGAAUGAGCCCAAGACCUAUAGGAAAGCGCGGGGGAAUGCAACCAAAACCUAUUGGGGAAACAGAGGGAGUGAGCCCAAGAUCAGAGAGGCCUGAGGGGAAGAGACCAAGACCGGGACCGAGACCAGGGAGUCCUGCGAGAGGAAGGAACAAGCGUGAGGCCGAGGAGUCCACUGGUGAUGAGGAAGAACAUGACAAAGUUGAGGCGCAAGAAAGCAAAGCGGCUGAGGAGGAAGAGUUUGGCGGCUAUGAGGACGAGGGUGAUGAAGAUGAGGUUGACGAGGAUGAGCUGGACGAGGAGGACCUGGAAAAGUUAGAGGCGGAGCUGGACGAGCAAGAAGGAGAGGAACUAAAUGAAAGAAAGGGGAACAGGAGGAAGAGACACAUCCCAAAGCAGUUCAGAGGUCACGGACACAGCCGUAAGCCGAUGCGCAAGCCAUUCAGGCCAUUCAAGCCGAUCAAGACCCUGUCCAGCUUUUUUGGUCUCUUCCAGCUGAGCAAUCGCCUCGCCUGCAUCUCCUCCAACACCACUCGCUCUCUCAAUCUCUGUAAGACAGAGUGCAGCUCCUUCGUUGAUGAUGACAUCCGUGAUGACAUUGCCUGCUUUGUGAAGUCUCAUGCCUGGAUGAAAGCUCUGAGGUUCCCAUGGAAAUGUGCCAAGCUGCAAGCCUCUGAGUACUUUGAGUGUGACCAACCACUUAAUAACAGUACUAUGAGUACUUUGAGUGUGACCAACCAUUUAACAGUACUAUGAGUACUUUGCAAACAACAACAUGGCAUUUUCCUUCUCUGAAUUCUUAUCUUCUGCUAAAAGCGCCACUUAGCAGAUAUGCUACUUUCCAUCACUUCUAGAUGGCGUGCUAGGAAGGAUUUGAGCCCGUUUUCCUUGGGACAACAAGUGCCUCCUAUAGACAUUAGGCAACAAUAUCCCAUUCUCGUGCUCUCCUCCAACUGUCCAACUACCACCAGUAAGGAAGUUCAAUUGAACAGAUGCCAUUUUGUUGAAAAUGUCUCCUUUGUUGCUUGGUAACAUUUCCUUCUUUGAAAAACCAAAAUACAUAAAAUUAUCAUAAAGUAUUUUGGUUUCCAGUGUAUUAUUUCCUACAUGCCAAUAUCUGAAUGUCUGUACAUUGCUUGUGUGUAUUAAAUAAAUACAAUUCUAUUAAAUGAA